Molecule: messenger RNA, 807 nt
Organism: Symbiodinium necroappetens
Lineage: Eukaryota; Dinophyceae; Suessiales; Symbiodiniaceae
Source: the annotation of a GenBank genome assembly
AUGGACUCCUGCAGCGGGGCCUUGGGAGACCCCUGGCUGGACAAGCUUCCCGGCAUCGUCGCGGGUGCUUUCCUGAGGAAGUACAUCGCAGAGCGCUUCGUGUCAACUUUGGGCGGCGAGGUGCACAGCUACUCUGAGCACAAUGGCCUCUCCUUACACUUCCUACCGCAAGAGGAUCAAUCAUCCAAGAAAGGUUGCAUGGUCUUCGUGCAUGGAGGUGGUUUCCUCGGGGGAGCACCUUCGCAGUUCUAUCCUUAUGCGAAGGAGGUAUCGCGCCGGUAUGGCAUCUCCACCGCAUGCUGCGAGGUAAGCUGCUUCCUGACGCAUCCGUUUUCUAAGGUGCCCUUCGACAGCAUCGACGAUGCCCAGCGUUGCGUGCACUACCUGCAAGAGAACGCGGACAAGAUGGGGAUCGACCGGGAGAAGAUCGUCUUGGCAGGUGCCUCAAGCGGAGGCCACACGGCCGCCAUGGCGGCUCUCCGCGAGAAUCUGGGCUUAGCAGGGCUGGUUCUUUUCAACCCAGUGCUCGAUCUGGAGUUCACGCAGCGCUUCAGCGAUAGACGGCUUGCAACUUGGCUAGGUAGCUUAGCGCUGCGAUGGCGCUAUGGCGAGCAGCAGCUGCGGGCUGGUUCACCCAUCCAUCGGGUGCGUCAGCUGUCACAGCCCACGCUCAUUCUUCAUGGCACGGCUGACCACCUGGUGCCGAUCGAGGAGGUGCAGGGCUUCCAGCGCGGGAUGGAAACUACGGGCAGUGACUGUAAACUGGUCACUUUCCCUGGCGAGGGUCACUUCUUCUUUAAUUGGAGG